Molecule: messenger RNA, 604 nt
Organism: Bursaphelenchus xylophilus (pine wood nematode)
Lineage: Eukaryota; Metazoa; Nematoda; Chromadorea; Rhabditida; Aphelenchoididae
Source: the annotation of a GenBank genome assembly
AUGACAGCGAAAGACCGUUUGAAGUCAGAAACCCUUGGUCCCAACCCGACCAAGGUUCGAACCGGCAACUUCUGCGAGUAAAUGCGCGAUAAAGAUUGUACCACGCCACGUUUCCACGCUGCCAAAAAGGAAGGAUUUGCAUUGGGCUUUCUAUAAGUCGAUAAGUAAGGGGUUAAACGUUAUUGCGUAAUUCCUAUAAUACACCGUUAAAAGCACAGCUUUCCAAAAGCAAUCUUGCGUUUGCAAAUCCAGUUCUUCCGGUUACUCCUUCAAUUCUAAAGUUUUCUACGACAAAUUAGAUGCCCAACGGCAUUUUCCACUUCAACUCCAUCAGCUUCCGCCAUGUUCUGCGCCGGUAAAUAAAUCCAUCAUCAUCUAGUCAGCUCCUCUUCACGAACAGCACGUUGUUUAUUACUGUUACGUUCGUUGCAUCCUCUCUUUCAAAUUCUUCGAUGACUUCCAGCAUUGUGGAGGCGAUGAAGAAUUAAUCAGUAUUGUCGGUGGUGGCAACGGCUCGAUUCCCCCGGCGUUUGAGGGCUGGGAUAUGAUUCUGGUUUCCGCCAUCAGCAGCGGUCUUCUUCAUCGCCCCAAGGAAAACGUCUGA